This is a messenger RNA of Dunckerocampus dactyliophorus (ringed pipefish), 2379 nucleotides long. RefSeq names its product thioredoxin-related transmembrane protein 2a (gene tmx2a). Lineage: Eukaryota; Metazoa; Chordata; Actinopteri; Syngnathiformes; Syngnathidae. Gene Ontology annotation, biological process: brain development. Gene Ontology annotation, cellular component: membrane-bounded organelle. The record is from RefSeq and is a predicted model, not a curated record. The coding region runs from base 64 to 978 and encodes 304 amino acids. Gene Ontology annotation, molecular function: disulfide oxidoreductase activity. The transcript has 8 exons.
AGUGUUGCGUCAGUUCCUUCAGUAGACUUUUCACUGUCAGCUGUAUCGCUGCUGUUGGCCAGAAUGGGCUUAAUCACUGGCAUUUGUGCAUUCUUGUACCACCUCCCUCAGAUUUACAAAUGGCUACUGAAACCUUACUACAUCACCUCCUUCUUCAUGACCAUUGCCUUCUUGGUGGUCCGCAAAGCUCCUGGUUUGUGCGAGCACCUAGCGACCCAGAGAGAGGACGGCAACUCGUGCGACUUCGACUGGCGAGAAGUAGAAAUUCUCAUGUUUCUGAGUGCCAUAGUGAUGAUGAAGAACAGAAGAGCAAUCACCUUGGAGCAACACAUAGGCAACUUGUUCCUGUUCAGCAAAGUGGCAAACGUCAUCCUCUUCUUCAGGCUGGACAUUCGUCUUGGCAUCCUCUACCUCGCUCUUUGCGUCGCAUUCGUCAUGACAUGCAAGCCUCCUCUAUACAUGGGCCCAGAGUACAUCAAGUACUUCAGUGACAAGACCAUUGAUGAGGAGCUGCAGAGGGACAGUCGUGUCACCUGGAUUGUGGAAUUCUACGCCAACUGGUCCUCAGAGUGCCAGUCCUUCGCUCCGGUCUUUGCUGACCUUUCGCUCAAGUACAACUGCGCCGGUCUCAGGUUUGGGAAGGUGGAUAUUGGACGUUACGGAGAGGUUUCCCAAAGGUACAAAGUGAGCACGUCCCCUCUGUCCAAGCAGCUUCCCUCACUGGUGCUGUUCCAGGGAGGACAGGAAAUUAUGAGACGUCCGGCGGUGGACAGUAAAGGCAGAGCUAUUUCAUGGACCUUCAGUGAGGAGAACAUUAUCAGAGAGUUUGAUCUCAACGAGCGCUUCCAGAAGUCCAAGAAGCUGAACAAGAGUCGUGGUUUGAAGGAAGACGAGCAGCCGCACAACUCCCGGCAAGAGGAGGCGGAGCCUGAUGUCGGCACUCCGGAGGAAAGUUCAGAGAGCAAGAAAGACAAGUGAAGUUGGCAUGAGGGGCAUGCGUCACAGAUCUACUGUACCUUGUUUUUCUAAUGUGCACCUGCCUUCCAGUGUUUUUAAACAAAUCCUUAAUGUAGACUGUAGCGGUUCAUUUCAAGAGGAGUAAAUGUCAGCGCAUUGGUCUAAGUGUGCAUAUGACCGUGCAACAGAGCAGGUAGUAAUCAAGGCAAGUUUUAUUUAAAUAACUUUUGUAUUUUGUGUUUGUUGGCUGUGUAACAUGUCAUGUAGAACCUGUGCAACUAAUAUGUUUACAAAUGUUCCAUCACGUAAAUCCUAAUUAAAAAAAAAAAAAAAAAGCAUAGCGUUAAAAUGAAUGACACGUUUAAUCAGUUUGACCUUUUUAUUCUGAGACAUCUUCAAAAAAAAUUCUUUAAGGCCAUUUUGGAAACGUCUUAAAUGUUCUCGUUACAGAUAUUUGUGAAACUUGUUCCAAUCCCACAAUGAGCAAUAUUUCUUCUCACUAUGACGCGUCAACAUACUCGCAUACGCUUUGAAUUGUUCAGCGGCCUUCAUCCUUGGCCGGGAGCAGGAGAAUAACACACGUGAGUUAAUCUCUUCAUCAGCUGUUUGUGCCUUUUAAUGAUGCUUUUUUUUUUUUUUUUUUUUUUUAAAUUGUGACCACCCACUUGAUGGUUGCGGGUGCAUUCUUUUAAAUAGUCUCACACGCCGGGGAAACAAUCAGCAUGAGCAGGAAUCACAUGCAUGAUGAAGACACACUUUCCCCACAAGUUGCAUUCAUUCGUUCCAUGAAAUUAUUCAUUCCUGCUCAACAUGGCUGUGGGUUUCAAAUAAAGCCACUUGUACCUUUACAAUUUGAUGUGAAAAAUCAGACCUACUAUACACAAGAUGCCUGGAAAGUGGGGAAAAACAAAAAAAAAGCAAAAAUGUGCCUGCUCUACUAUAAAUGCUCUAAGGGAAGAAAACAUAAAUCAAGACUUGUAUUGCAAACCAGUCCCUAAAACAUUUCAAAUCACAAGGAGCUCUGUCAUUCUUUUAAAAAUACCAAACACCUAAUAGAGACUGGUUUGAAAUGUUUCCUCAGAUCUGCUUUUUGUGUAAAAGGUGAAAUAAAUAAGCCCAUCCCUCGCUAGCCCUAAUUGGCUGGUCAUCCAUGAAAAGGCUCGCGUCAGAAAACAAAAACGACAAUGAUUUUAAAGCUACACAACUGAUUUUGCAUAACGCCUCGAGCACAAAAACAUUACACGUGUACAUUCCGCAAAGAUGCCUUCCACUUUCCAAUAUCUCUGUGGCUUUAGGAAAAUAAAAGCUCAAUUAUUUGCCACGUCAGAGGAGAGAAUCAUGGAGGAUUUCCCGCCAAAGCUCACGAGUGGCUGAUGCAGCCUUCAAUCAUAAAAUAGGCAAUUAACCAUAAAAAAAGAAAAU